Molecule: messenger RNA, 4476 nt
Organism: Colletotrichum phormii
Lineage: Eukaryota; Fungi; Ascomycota; Sordariomycetes; Glomerellales; Glomerellaceae
Product: ATPase-like protein
Exons: 4
Coding region: 9-4364 (1451 amino acids)
Biological process (GO): transmembrane transport
Cellular component (GO): membrane
Molecular function (GO): ATP binding; ABC-type transporter activity; ATP hydrolysis activity
Source: RefSeq, a predicted model, not a curated record
GCAUCUCGAUGAGUUCCUCAUGUGUCAACGACAGGUCGCUGGGCCCAGUCGUCCACGGAUGCCGUGAUGACUUUGACUUUACCGUCGGAUUCGAGCAAGCCGUCUUGGCAAUUAUUCCGGCAGCCGUGCUGAUUUUGUGUUCAUUGCCGCGACUGUUUCAAUUGCCCCAAAAACAAAGGAUAGUUGACGAAACUGUUUUACUAUGCCUCAAACUUUCCGCCCUUGUAGCCUACAGUGGCCUGCAACUUGGCCAUCUGAUUCUGACAUGUCGUGGCACGUACUGGUCGUCACAGUUGGGUCUCGCAUCCGAUGCACUAAACUUUGUUGCCUCCUUGAUAAUAAUUCUUCUCUCAUUUUUGGAGCAUGCCCGCUCACCACGGCCGUCGAUGCUGCUCGGCGUAUACCUCCUAAUCACCGUCUUGUUUGACAUCGCCCGUACGAGAACUCAAUGGCUCUCGGCAGACUCUGCGAAUGACUUUCGCCAAGCUCGCCUAUCGAUCGCGAGUGUCAUUCUGAAAGUUGUCGUUCUCAUUAUCGAGUCCCGGAAGAAAAAACCAGCAUCAGCUUCCGAAAAGCAGCAAAGUCCAGAGGCGACUAGCGGUAUCAUCAGCCUUUCAACCUACUUCUGGGUGAAUGACCUCUUUCUCAGAGGCUUCCGCAAGCUUCUCAUCCUCGACGACUUGUAUGCGCUCGACGAAGCAAUGUCAGCCGAAGUCUUGUACGCCAAAUUCGGGCCUCUCCUAGAGAAUAACAAAGCGCAGGGCCACAGGCAUGCUCUAUUCAGGGGUCUUACACAGACGCUUGUAGGACCAUUCAUCCUCUCGAUCGUUCCACGACUCUGUCAGAUGGGCUUCAAAUUCUGUCAGCCCCUCAUGAUUGAGAGCCUAUUGGACUACCUCCAGGAGCCCGUGGGCGCUUCAUCACCGAACAAGGGGUACGGGUAUAUUGGUGCUGCUUUUCUCAUCUACGUUGGCAUGGCUACGUCCAAUUCCAUUUACUGGUACUUCCAAGAGCGCUUCGUCCACAUGGCAAGAGGUAUCUUGGUCUCGGCCGUCUACCGCAAAACAACCGUCAUCAGCUUGUCCGCCGCAGACGAUUCCGCAGCCUUGACGCUCAUGAACGCCGACGUGGAGCGCGUCACGAAUGGAUUCCAGCCGAUCCACGAGUACUGGGCCAACACAGUCGAAGUUGCGCUGGCGUGUUGGCUGCUGCAAAGGCAAAUUGGCGCGGCCUUUGUUGCCCCCGUCACUGUCGUUAUCGUUUGCGCGGCAGCCUCCAUGGUGACCGCCAAGUUCACAGGAAAACGCCAGACAUUGUGGAUGGAAUCUAUCCAGCAGCGAGUCGGGGUCACUGCCAAAGCUAUCUCGAGCAUGAAAGCACUCAAGAUCUCGGCCAUGUCUGGGCCGAUUGAGAGCCUGAUCCAUAAUCUCCGCCUCAAGGAACUCAGCGUAGGUGGAAAAUGGCGCCUGAUGCUCCUCGCGGCCGUGACAAUCGCGUACACGCCCUCUCAGCUCGGCCCCGUUAUGGCUUUUGCUGUGACUUCUCAGACUCUCAACGUCAGGCGCAUCUUCACUUCCAUGGCAUACCUCAUGCUCUUGGCCGGUCCGUUGGGCAGCCUAUUCCAGACCAUUCCGCAACUGGUUUCGGCGUUUGCCUGCUUGGGUCGUAUUCAGGCGUACCUAGAUAAAGACAGCCGCAUCGACUACCGCAAAAGGCCCGUAGCCCCGCGUUCUUCAAGUUCGGAAAGUGAUACGAAACCCGAUGAACUGCAUGCUUCGUCGAUCGCGGUGAAGCAAGCGUCGUUCGGGUGGGCUGAGGGGAAGUACGUCUUGGACGAGGUCGACGUACUCGUCCCUGCCAACUCCCUCACCAUCAUCGUAGGGCCUGUAGCUUCCGGCAAGUCGACACUGCUGAAAGGUCUCCUCGGUGAGAUCCCAUUUCAUUUCGGCAACGUGGUUUUCAACGUCAACCAUUGCAGGGUAGGCUACUGCGACCAAUCUCCAUUCCUCUACAACAGCACGAUAGAAGCCAAUAUUAUUGGCCACUCCGGACUGGACCCUGAACGAUAUCGCCAAGUAAUCGACGCCACGAUGUUGUCUACCGAUUUUGCAACCCUACCCAAAGGCGAUCGCACCAAAAUCGGCAGCAACGGGCUAACCCUGAGUGGUGGGCAGAGACAACGAGUGGCUCUCGCUCGCGCCUUGUACCUUGAAUGUGACCUGCUCAUCCUGGACGACAUUCUGAGCGGCCUCGACGCGACCACCGAAGAGCACGUCUUCAGCCGGGUCUUCGGAAACGCAGGCAUCGUUCGCCAGAGGCGCAUCACGGCUGUGCUGUGCACGCACUCUGUGCGUCAUUUACCACUGGCGGACCACAUCAUCGCACUCGGUGUCGACUGUACUGUAGUCGAACAGGGAUCCUUCGCAGACUUACAGACCAACGGCAAAUACGUCCAAAGCCUCAAGAUCCAAGAGGCCGAGACUACCCCUGAAGGAAAGACGCAAACAGUGACUCAAGUCUCCGACUUGGCGGAAGAACCAGACAAGGCACGUCAACUUGGCGAUGUAGCAGUCUACAGGCAUUACUUUGGCAGCAUGGCGAGAUGGGUAAUCGCCGUCUUCAUCUUCUGGUGCUGCGCCUACGCCUUCUGCAUGAACUUCCCCACCGUCUGGCUCAAAUUCUGGUCCGAGGACAUCACCGCCGAGACACCGAAGCGUUCUGGCGCGUUCUACAUGGGCAUCUACGCCCUUCUCCAGAUCAUGUGCCUGGGUUCCCUGAUGGUGGUCGUCUUCAUAAACACGCAGACCAUGAUUUCGCAGUCCGGGUCGAGCUUACACCAACGUGCCCUGCGGACGCUCGUCGGCGCGCCUUUGAGGUUCUUUGCGACGACUGACACGGGGACGGUGACGAACCUGUUUGCUCAGGAUCUUGCGCUGAUUGAUAGCGAGCUGCCGAUGGCACUGAUCAAUUUCUCCGUGUUGCUUUUCGCCGCUGUGGGCAUGGCUGUCGUUAUUGCCGUCUCGUCGCCGUGGUUGGCGAUUAGUUACCCCUUUCUUGCGGCGAUUCUGUACUUUGUGCAAAUGUUUUACCUUCGGACUUCGAGGCAGUUGCGUAUUCUGGAGCUCGAAUUAAAGAGUCCUCUCUAUUCCCAUUUCAUUGACACUCUCAAGGGUUUAGCGACGCUGAGAGCUCUUGGUUUCAUCUCCGCGGGCAUCACAGUCAACAAUAACCUCCUCGACACCAGCCAAAGACCAGCGUACCAGCUCGCAAUCAUCCAGCGCUGGCUGCAGCUAGCACUCCAGCUACUCGUAGCUGGUCUUGCGACCAUCGUGGUGACACUGGCGACGCAACUGCGAGCCAGCUCUGGAUUCACUGGAGCAUCUUUAGUAACUCUCAUGUCUUUUGGUGAUACCCUGACUACAAUCGUCCAGUCGUACACCAUGCUAGAAACAAGUAUAGGAGCAGUGGCGCGCUUAAAGACGUUUAGCGACACGGUGACGCCGGAGACCGGGCCCGACGAAGAUAUGAUGCCCGAGGAAAGCUGGCCUGAGAAAGGCGCGAUCGAGAUAAAGGCAGUAUCGGCGUCUUAUGGAGUCUCCAGGGACCACCUGGGCUGUUCAGGGGGCGAGGAGAAGCCACCUGCCGAUCUAGCCAUUCGGGAUCUACAUCUCUCGAUCAGUCCCGGCGAGAGGGUAGCGAUAUGCGGAAGAACAGGGAGCGGAAAAUCAUCGCUCAUUCUCUUGUUACUUCGCCUUAUGGAGACCCUGUCAGGAAGCGCGGGUGGUAUUGUGGUGGACUCGGUGCCGCUCGACAAGGUCGAUCGCGAUACUCUGCGGCGCCGCAUCAUAGCCGUAUCGCAGGACGCCAUCUUCCUCCCCGACGGCUCGACAGUGAGAGAUAACCUCGAUCCGUUCGACGAAGCGACCGAGGCGGAGUGUCUCGAGGUCUUAGAGCAAGUUGGAUUACUCGCGGGGAUACAAGAGCGAGGGGGUAUCGGCGCCGAGCUCACCGCGGAGUCUUUCAGCCAGGGGCAGAAGCAGCUGUUCUGUCUGGCUCGGGCGGUCUUGAGGAGGCGGGUGAAGAGACGUGGUGGUACUGAAGGGGGAAUCCUUUUGCUUGAUGAGGUUUCCUCGAGCGUUGAUCGGGCUACGGACCUUGUUAUGCAGGAGAUUAUUCGAAGGGAGUUUGAGGGGUAUGCGAUUUUCAUGGUGUCUCAUCGACUGGAUAUGGUGCUGGAUUGUGAUACGGUUGUGGUCAUGGAUAAGGGUAGUGUAGUUGAGAAAGGGGCGCCGCGGGUGUUGAAGGAUCGGGCGGGAGGUGUGUUUAGGGAGUUGUGGAAUAGUAACAGGACGAUGAAGGAGUGAUGAAUGGUCGGUCUUACUUGGCAUGUCCGGCUAUAUCUAUAAAUGGUUGAUGAUGAGGGAAUGACGAAGAGCAACAAAUAUAACAUCAGAGGGAUCAAGUCUCGUCCCGGGA